AUGUCCAUGUCCCAAUUCACCCUCUUCAAGGCCCUCCGCCUCUCCCUCCUCCUCCCCCUCCUAUCCAGCUUCCUCGUCAACCAAGCCCACGCCCGCAGACGCCCCACCACCUCGCAACGCCCAACCACAACCUCAAUCUGCGACUACUACACCCCGCAGAUCCUCGGCGCCGACACCGCCGCCGCCCAGCAGCUCCUGAUCACCCUCCUCGUCAACACCUUUGUCAUUGGCAACUACACGACGCCGAACACGGGGCAUGCCGUCGCGGGGAUCGCGGCGCCCGCGGUGUACAAUGGGACGGAGGUGGCGUUGCUGCCGUAUUUCACGGGCGAGCUCAAUUCGACGAAUACGGGGGGUGACUCGGAGGUGGGCGCGUCCAAGUUGUUUUUGGAUGACGGGGCCGCCGAGCCGCUGGCGAGGAAUAUGUCGAGUGCGGGCGAUGUGCAGUCGGCGCAAUACAACCUCCUCACGCACAUCUACCAGUACUUUGGCCACCUCCUGGGCUGCAGCCGCCAGGGCGCGCCCGCGUUCCCCAACUACCAGGGCCGAACGAGCAUGUACGAAGUGCACCGCUACAUGAACCUCGACUACACGCAAAUGACCUUCUUCAUAACCCAAGUCCGCGACUCGGCCAUCUCGCUCGGAAUCGCCCCCGCCGACGCCGCCGUCCUCGUCGAUAUCCUCAAUACAUCGUUUAAUACGCGCUGCAGCCCUGCAACGGUCAUCACCUACCAGAGAGAGGGACAGCAGCAGCAGAUCGGCGACACGCCGGAGUUUCAGGCCGUUUGCAUUGCGGAUGACUGUCCUCUGGCCCCGGAGGCGGACUGCGCGGCGUAUCCGCUGAAUGGGCGGGCGUUGGUGCCGGUUAAUGUGACGGGGCUGGCGGAUUCGGGGUCGAACUCGACUGGUUCUGGUUCUGGUUCUGGUUCUGGUUCUGGUGGUGAUACUGGUAGUGCUGGUAACGAAACGACGACCUCGGGGGGUGCAGAUGGGCCGGUGCAGACUGGUGGUGCGGCUGCUGUGGGAGCGGGAUUCCUCGGUGGACAGGUGUGGGAGGUUCUUCUGACGAUUUUGGUGGUGAUGUUUAGUGUUGAGAUGCCGAGUUUAGGACGCGAGGCUUAG
Molecule: messenger RNA, 1122 nt
Organism: Aspergillus calidoustus
Lineage: Eukaryota; Fungi; Ascomycota; Eurotiomycetes; Eurotiales; Aspergillaceae
Source: the annotation of a GenBank genome assembly